This is a messenger RNA of Anopheles maculipalpis, 766 nucleotides long. RefSeq names its product phosphatidylinositol-glycan biosynthesis class F protein (gene PIG-F). The coding region runs from base 26 to 766 and encodes 246 amino acids. The transcript is spliced from 2 exons. NCBI's taxonomy places the organism in Eukaryota, Metazoa, Arthropoda, Insecta, Diptera, Culicidae. The record is from RefSeq and is a predicted model, not a curated record. Gene Ontology annotation, cellular component: endoplasmic reticulum membrane. Gene Ontology annotation, biological process: GPI anchor biosynthetic process.
UAUAGGCUUAGAAAGUGACCUCAAAAUGGAUGCCCAACAGCAAAGCAUCAUUGCGUCGAAGAUGUUUAUCAACAUCAGUAUCCUAUCGAUAGCCCUGAACUCGUCCUUUUUCGGUUAUUUGCUCUACAGUAAUCGUCUGUAUGAUGUGGGAAAGUGCUGUUCUUCGGCUGUAUUGCUAAUUUUACCAUUAUCGGAGGUAUUGAAACAUUUCUACAUCAAGCAUGCAUUUCAACUAGAAACCGGACCCAAACCAACCAACCCUCAGCCGUCGUCCGGCAGAGGCUCUGGAUCAGCGAACGUAAAAGCCGCCAGAGCACGCUGGCGAGAAUGGUUCGGAUCGACGGUAUUGUUCGCAUUGACCACACUCUUCUACGGUUUCAUAUGCGUUGUGGUUGGCGCACCAUUGGAUCAGUACGAAGAAACGUUGUCCUUAGCGGUGACCCUCACGACGGUAACGAUAUUUCCGAUUAUUCUUCUCAUUGGCCAAUCCCAAACCUAUCAACUGCUACUAUCGGAGACGCUCGAGCUGAAAAGCCCGUUAACCAACAGUUAUCUGAAUUUGCUGAAGAACAAUUGCAUCGGUGUCAUUUUGGGAGCAUGGGGUGCGUCGGUGGUAGCUCCGUUAGAUUGGGAUCGUCCAUGGCAGGUGUAUCCCAUCCCCAAUGUGGUCGGCUCGAUAGGUGGACUGUUCGGUAUGAAUGUAUUUAAUCUGCUCAGCACGGCGUACAUUAGCAUGUAUCGUAAUCGGCGGUCCAAAACUCUGUAA